Panicum virgatum (switchgrass) is the source of this 1480-nucleotide messenger RNA. RefSeq lists its product as uncharacterized. Bases 549 to 1187 code for a protein of 212 amino acids. The record is from RefSeq and is a predicted model, not a curated record. The transcript has 2 exons. Lineage: Eukaryota; Viridiplantae; Streptophyta; Magnoliopsida; Poales; Poaceae.
CGUUAGACUGAGUUCAACAAGGCAGUGCAAAAUUGGAAGGCAAAGUGGCUUUUGCCUCGCGUGAACAGUAGAGGUUGGAGAGGUAAAAACUUCGUCUCUCCAACGGCGAAAGCAUACGCCACGACGCAAAAACCGCGGGGAAAAGGAGGGGCAGCGCCGCACGCCGCGCAAGCGAGGAGGAAGGCGGAGCGAUAGGGGCGCCGGCCAGCCCAUCUGUGCCCGCCAGGGAGGAGCUCGACGGUAGAACGAGGCCUCGCCAGCGGAGCUCGAUUCGGUGGUGGCGGAGCUCGAAUCAGCGGCGGCGGAGCUUCAAUCGACGACGGUGGCCUGCACGGCGGCGGCAGCUGCGGCACGAGUGGGCGGAUCCCGGCCAGGUCCCUGGGCAACCUGGCGACGAGGCGGUCGAACUCGUCGGGGCAGUCGGACAGCGCAGGGGAAGGGGCGGAUCCCCAUUCCGUUGCCGUGCUCCACCGCUGCCGUAGCCCCAAGCGCUCCGGCUCCACUUGGAGACGACGACGCUGCCGGAAGCUUGGGUUCCGUCGUGGGCCAUGGACGUCGCUGCCGUCAUCGCCGCAGCGCCGUCGCCGCCCAGGCGCCCCGACCUCGCCGCGGCGAAGGCGCUCAUGCUCCUGGGCCUGGCCAGCCUGUGGGUCGGGUUCGCUGCGACGGGCGCGGCCGCCGUGACCGUCGCGGCCUACAGCUACGGCGAGGCGUCCCCGGUGUUCCGCGUGCUGGCCGAGACCACCGUCAGGGCCACGGUAUUGGCCCUGUUGCUAGGUUCCUUCGCCAUGGUUCUGGUCCGGCGCGCCGCCGUGUGCGACGCGGGGUUCAGGGAGGAGCUCAUCAGGCACGGGCAGAUCAUUGUGUGGGAAUCGGAGCGGGAGCGCGGAAUCGGGUGGCGGCGAGACACGGAUCCGGUCGAGCACGCGCCAUCUGAUCUGCUCCGCUGGCCGCUGCUCUGCUCUAGUCUGCAAUUGUUCUGUGGCCGGAGCUGCUCGAUCCGCGCAGGGAAGGGGCCGCGCCCGCCAGAGUUGAGGAGGGGGCCCACGCCGGUGGUGCGCACCCGCUGCAGUGCCGCACGCUCGAGCUCUGCUUCUCGCUACCGGCCGCGGCCUCGGCGGCCGCCGCGGUGGCGCAGGGGGCGGGCCCUCCCUUUGUCCCCGCAGUCACCAAGGCCGGCGAGCUGAGGACCACUGGCGAGCCCCACACCGUCGGGAGGAGGCAGUGGCGAGGCCUGCGGCGGAGCUCGCAGGCGCCCCGAAGCUCGCGCACGCCCCGGCGAGCACGGCUGGGGAGCAGGGAGCGGCCGGACGGAGGAGAGAGAGAGGGAGGAAAGAUUUGCCUCGGUAGAGAGAGGUGAUGCAGUUUUGGGUCACGGAGCGAGGCGGAGGCAAAAUGCCUAUCUCGUUUGCGCUGUUUGUUAGAGCCUGUUUUUCAAUGCAAAAGCACUGUGCAUAGCGCAUUUUUGCAUUUGCAUGUC